AUGCUAAGUGCCGUCGCAGCGCGUAAAGCGCGUCUCGCGCAGUCUCAACAAUCAGCGACACCUCCUGCUUCUGAUACAUCGUCGACCACCGCUGCUGAUGCGUCUUCUGAGAAGUCAAAAGUCUCGAAGAAACCAACGUCAAAGCGGAAAUUGAGCGGUCAAGUACCCGCUCCGUCCCCCGACAAGAAAAAGAAGCGAGCUAAACAUAACGAGAAAAAGCAAAAGCCUGUCUCCAACGCUGGUACUGAUGCGUUCGCAAAACAAGACGACGUAAUCGUCAUCGAGGAUGAAGAGUCCUCAAGCUCGGAGGAGGAUGUGCGAAGUACUCUCUUACCCCGUCUUGUAGCCUCUGAAGUUCCAUCGAGCUCCAGGCGGCGAGCUUGGUCACCCAGUAAUCCGGUGUACGAUUCAUCGGAUGAUGAGGCCCAGGAUGUACCUGUGAAUGACCUUCUGGAUAUACCGGUCCAUUCUUUCCCCAAGGCGCAACCUUCGACCGUCACACUGAGCACCUUUCAACCCACGCGGGACUAUAAUCUUUUCCGACUAUCACCAGACUCUGCCGCUCGGUACGGCCUUUUGUCCUCCCACGACAGAGACUCUACCUCUUCUCUGCUUGCACUUGCCCCGGGAGAGACGGUAUGCCUUCUAGGAACAUACACUAUCACCGUUCUAGCUGGCUCUGUAUCACUGUGUGGCAGCACACUAUCUGCCUCGUCUGUGUCACACCGCGUCUUUGCCCCGCGGUCCUCCCCUAUACCUGUCAUACGAUGUGUCUCGUCGGAUUCAACAGAAUUUCCGUCCGAGCUGCCGUCGUCCGUGAAACAAGCUGUGCCGAAGGGCGGUUCUCUUGUCUGGCUAGAAGGAUUGCGCACCCAUGUUGAAGGUUUGGGUCGAAUAUGCAGGACGUUCGAUGGUGUCUUCUCGCCAUCUCGAUGGCAGAGUGGGGAUAACUUAAUCCCUGGUGUCAGCGGUGUCCACUUGAUUAGUCAGUCGAGCAGAGACGCACAAGUCUUCUGCGUGCCUGACUCAUGGGAUGCUGCUCUCUCGGCUGUACUAUCGCACGCAAAGGCGGGGGAUAUGAAGCCUCCAGUUUGUCUCGUGAAGGGUCCUAAGAAUGCGGGCAAGAGCACGUUUGCCAGAACCUUGCUGAAUCGUCUGGUAACCAAGUAUGCAAGGGUCGCCUUCUUGGAGUGCGAUCUGGGUCAAUCCGAGUUCACACCUGGCGGCAUGGUCGCGCUGAACGUCCUCGAUACGCCUCUCUUUGGUCCCCCAUUCACCCAUAUGUCCAUCCCGAAUCAUGCACAUUACAUCGGUUCGGCCUCGCCUCGCUCCUCUCCCUCACAUUACCUCUCCUCAAUCCAUGCCCUGCUCCAAUCCUACCGUCUUGAUAUCCAGUUUUUGGCCGACGCCAGCAGCGGGGGAAACUCCGAUAAAAUAGGGGACGUCAUUCCACUGGUAGUGAACACCAUGGGCUGGACGAAAGGUCUCGGUGCGGAUCUGUCGCGCAAAAUCGAAGAGAUGGUUGAGCCGAGCGAUGUCUUCGAGUUUGAACCGCCAAUAGCAGAGUACGUAUGGCCGGCCGUUCCUGCACCUAGUGCUCGCCCUCAGGGUGAUGCGAGGUACUACACGCUAGAGUGCGUCGAGCCUUCAGUUCUGUCGACGAACUUCAGCUCUGCGGAUCACCGCACAAUGUCGAUCUUGUCUUACUUCCACGCCAUAUUCCCUCCGCAAGACCCGUCAUCAAUCGUAUCGUGCCUUUCCUCAACAUGGAACGUUGCUCUUCCGCUCUGCGCUCAGAGGCCAUACGAGUUAGAUUGGGCAGACGCUAUUGACAGAGUGUACCUAGCCGGUCCUGGCACUGAGGACGUCGUGUCCUCGGAGGUUGUCCGAGUACUCAACGGCGCCAUCGUAGGCCUGGUGGAGUGCGAGCAGGGAACGCUCGAUGCUGAGAUGGACGAGAUCGAAUUGGGAGGCCCGGAAGCCGGGCCGGUUAUUCCGUACACUCAGGGAGCUGCCCCGCCGUCCCCCCUUUCCUCGAACUGUCGUGGUCUCGCUCUCAUCCGAGGCGUAUCAUCCACGAGUACGCACUUGCAAAUCUUGACACCCGUACUACCGCUAGCGCUCGCGGACGCUCGUGUAUUGGUCAAGGGUGAGUUGGAGCUGCCAGUGUGGGGGAUGCUCGAUUUCAGGUUUGAAGACGGGCAGAGCAUCGCGGGCGUUGACAAGGGGUCGGUUCCUUACUUGCGGUGGGGGAAGGAGGAGGGGCUCGGGGCGGAGCGUCGGAGGGUGCGGAGAAACCUUAUGCGGAAGGGACAAAUGUAAGGCUCUGGUCGUGAUAUUGAAGAGGAGGUCCGGCUGGUGUAAAAUGUAGUUUUCGCUUUGUUAUCUACUGUGCACCUGACUAGACGUGGAUUCCGUCCGUAGUAGUGCGACUCUUCAUGGGAGGUUUAUAAGACGGCCGUUGUUCAGCCA
Messenger RNA from Gloeophyllum trabeum ATCC 11539, 2472 nucleotides. RefSeq lists its product as uncharacterized. The record is from RefSeq and is a predicted model, not a curated record. The transcript is spliced from 4 exons. Gene Ontology annotation, cellular component: nucleus. Gene Ontology annotation, biological process: cleavage in ITS2 between 5.8S rRNA and LSU-rRNA of tricistronic rRNA transcript (SSU-rRNA, 5.8S rRNA, LSU-rRNA). The coding region runs from base 1 to 2322 and encodes 773 amino acids. Gene Ontology annotation, molecular function: polynucleotide 5'-hydroxyl-kinase activity. NCBI's taxonomy places the organism in Eukaryota, Fungi, Basidiomycota, Agaricomycetes, Gloeophyllales, Gloeophyllaceae.